Molecule: messenger RNA, 972 nt
Organism: Miscanthus lutarioriparius
Lineage: Eukaryota; Viridiplantae; Streptophyta; Magnoliopsida; Poales; Poaceae
Source: the annotation of a GenBank genome assembly
AUGGCCUCCACGCUCGCCGUCCUCAGGCCCUCUGCGCCGGCCCCGCUCGCGGGGCGCCGGGCCCGGGCUGCCGCGCCGGCGACCGCGAGGGUGGCGCUGUCGUCCAGAUCUAGGUAUUCGUCGGCCAGGGUGUCCCUUGGCUCCGAGGUUGCAGUGGGCGCCGACGCGCUCUUCGCCGACUAUAAGCCCACCACCACUUUCCUCUUCCCGGGCCAGGGUGCCCAAACCGUUGGAAUGGGGGCAGAAGCUCAGAGUGUUCCAGCAGCUACCAAAUUGUUCAACCAGGCAAAUGAAAUCCUGGGAUAUGAUUUGCUGGAUCUUUGCACCAAUGGGCCAAAAGAAAAGCUUGACUCAACAGUGAUCAGUCAGAUGCUUAGCUUUGAGGACGGACUGAAGCUUGUCAAGCUAAGAGGAGAAGCUAUGCAGGAUGCUUCAGAUGCUGCCAAUAGUGCGAUGGUUAGUGUGAUUGGUCUGGAUUCAGAAAAGGUGCAAGAACUAUGUGAUGCUGCUAAUGAGGAAGUAGAUGAAAAUGAAAGAGUUCAGAUAGCAAACUUUCUGUGCCCUGGGAAUUAUGCAGUUUCUGGUGGUGUAAAAGGUAUUGAAGUAGUUGAAGCCAAAGCAAAGUCCUUCAAGGCCAGAAUGACGGUUCGGCUAGCUGUUGCUGGUGCUUUCCAUACAAGCUUCAUGCAACCAGCUGUUUCAAGGUUGGAAUCUGCGUUGGCUGCCACUGAGAUUAGAACACCUAGAAUCCCGGUCAUCUCCAAUGUUGAUGCGCAGCCCCACUCAGAUCCUGACACCAUCAAGCAGAUUUUAGCGCAGCAGGUAACCUCUCCAGUGCAAUGGGAAACGACUGUUAAGACUCUUAUGGGCAAGGGGCUUGAGAAAAGUUAUGAACUCGGACCAGGAAAGGUUAUAGCAGGUAUUCUCAAGAGAAUCAACAAAGGCGCUAGCAUUGAGAACAUCGGGGCUUGA